GUUGACGGCGGCGGGUUCCUCCUGCGUGGGGGCUGCUUCGCAUUGUGCGAGGCGGGGACUGUUUGGGCCGCCGCUGCCCUUCGGAGACAGCGGCAACAUCAUCAGUCAAGGGAGGAUGAAGAGUGUGGACGAGGAGGAGGAAGGGAUUCCAGCCCCUUCAGCGCGCGCCCACCGCACUGCUCUGAGUCAACCUAGUGGAAGAAUGUGAUUAUCUGCAUAGGAAGAGCUACUACAGCGGUAUUCCUUUCAACCUGACUAAUGACCAACACUUGUGCAGAAAAACAGCAAAAAAGGCAAAUAAGUUUUCACUGACUGUGGAAUGCAUGGGCAAGGCUGAGAAUGAUCAGGCUAAGAACUGCUUGAAAGAGUUGGCUGCAAACAGAAGAGCCAGUUGUGAAGGCAUCCGUCGAGCAUUUGGAAUGUUUUCUGUUCGGUAGCAUUAAGGAGGAAGAGGCUACUGUAGCUUCAACAGGUGCAAGGCUAAACAUAAUAGCCAUCUCAGCUUUUGACAUGAAGAAAGACAUAGAUGCCUUUAUAGCAGAGGAAAGAGCAGAAAUCAUUGCUAAGUAUGAGAAGGGAAGGCAAGAAGGGGCUCAGAUUGAUCCAUGGGAAGAUGCUGACUUCACUCUCUACAAAGUUACAGACAGAUUUGGGUUUUUGCACGAGCAUGAACUACCAACCCGCAGUGCUCUGGAGGAGAAGCAAAAACUUCAAGAGAUUGAAAGAGUGGACAAAUGGCUGAAAAUGUUAAAAAAGUGGGGAAAAUACAGAAACAGUGAAAAGAUGUUUCGAAGAGUUUAUAAAGGGAUUCCCCUCCAAGUGCGAGGCCAGGUCUGGUCACUCUUGCUGGAUGUUGAAAAGAUUAAGAUGGAGAAUGAAGGAAAGUACGAGAAAAUGAAAGAACAAGCCAAGGGUUUCUCAUCAGAAAUCAAGCAGAUAGACCUGGAUGUCAAUCGCACCUUUCGAAACCACAUCAUGUUCCGGGAUCGCUAUGGGGUGAAGCAACAAGCGUUGUUCGAUGUCCUUUCCGCCUACUCAGUUUACAACACGGAAGUGAGCUACUGCCAGGGAAUGAGUCAGAUUGCAGCUAUCUUGCUGAUGUAUCUAAAUGAAGAGGAUGCCUUCUGGGCACUGGCACAACUACUUACCAACCAGAGGCAUGCAAUGCAUGGGUUUUUCAUUCCUGGAUUCCCAAAGCUACAGAGAUUCCAAGCCCACCAUGAAGCAAUCUUAAACAAACUUUUUCCGAAGCUGAAGAAGCACAUGGACAAGGAACAGAUGUCUACAGGGAUUUAUACAACUAAGUGGUUCCUGCAGUGCUUCAUUGACAGGACUCCAUUUACUUUAACCCUGCGGCUAUGGGAUAUCUACAUUCUGGAAGGAGAGAGAGUUCUGACAGCCAUGGCCUACACCAUCCUUAAAUUGCAUAAAAAGCGCUUGUUGAAAAUGACCCUGGAAGAUCUAAGGGAAUUCCUCCAGGAAAAAACUGCUGCUUCCUUGCAGUUUGAAGAUGAUAUUGUAAUUGAGCAAUUGCAAGCAUCCAUGGCUGAACUGCGCAAAAUGAAAUUUGACCUUCCACCCCCAGCAAAAUCUGAAGAAUUCCCCAAGAAACCCUUGGGGCUGGAUCUCUCUUUAAAUCUGGUGUCCGUGAAGCCCAGUGUUGCAGCUAACGGCCAGAAAAAUGCUGUCAGUGACCUCAACGAAGACAAAGAUGGUGUAAUACAACCUUCUCCAGAUAAAAGCCCUCUUCACCUGAAUGAAAUGAUUGGUAAUUCAAAUAUGGCAAUUCAUGAGAGACAACCCAAUGGACCACCCUUGCAAGCCGAACCAGCUGACCUGCACCACAAUCCAUUCCAGAAUCAUCAGCCAAGCCAAAUGUUUGAAAUUGAAGAGCAACAAGUGGAAGCCAGUGCCAAUAAAAAACCAUCAGAGGAUAAUCCUGCAGUGCUGGAUGAGAUCCAGGUUACUGGAGAAAGUCCAGGUGUGCCUACAGCCAGUAAGGAGGCUGAUUCAUUAGAGAGCAGCAGAAGAGAGGAAAGCAACCCCUCUCUUUCUAUAGAUGACAAGGACCAUGUUGUUUCCCGGGUUCUACAAACUGAGACCGGUGGCAUGUCAAUGGACAGCUCUCUGUGGGAGCCUGUCUUGCAGAGUCACACCCUAGAGGCAGACCCUUCUGUCAGUCACAAUGAUGCAACAUCAUUAUCAGGGUCGGAGUCGCCCCAUCAAGUGCCAUUGCUUUCAUCCCUUGAAGACCAAAGGUCUUCGGAAUCGCCAUCAUCUGUGCAAAAUGCAGCAGCUCUUCAACAUGGGAGCACCACCUCAUCCUCUGAAGAUUUAUUAUCUGAAGAUGCUACACUGCUUCUAGGUCACCAGUGCCAGCCUCCAAGUACAAAUUCUUCUUCUACACCAGGGCGCAGCCUGUCUACAACAUGUGACUUGCCAGAAAGCACAGUAGCUCCAUGUACAGUCAAAGUACUUGCUGCUCUUUCUCUUCCAUUCCAGGAUGGACAACGACGGCCUUCUAAUGCAUCUCAAUAUGACAACCUGUCUGAAGAUGAGGAUGGGGAAGAGAAAACUCCCACAAAGGUGUCCAGUUCUAAGAAACUGGAAAUUUUGUUAACACAGACUGAGCUCUGUGCUCCAGCAUUAAAGCGUACAAUGCCUAAGUCUGCUUCAGUUGGGGAGAUGGACAAUCUGCAGAGGCAAACUUGGGAAAUGGUAGAUUUGGUACAGCAGCCGAAAAGACUUGGCCAGCCCACCUCAUUCACCACACUGUCCCAUCCCAAGAGACUAUCUGGAGGAGGCAGUGUGCCUGUUUUAUCUGAGCCAGAUUGUGAUGUACUCUUGCUGUCAGAAGGCUUCCAUGCCCGGCCCACUUCAUCCCCAGUGUUGCAGGAGCAGCACAGCCCCUUCAGAAUAGUAAAGACCACCACCCCUCUUCACUUGGCUCAUGCUACAGAGCAAGACUUCUUGAGCCAAAAGCAAGUGGCUCUGCCUUUGCCAGAGGCUGCUGACCACGAUGCAGCUGGUAGUGACAAACUUGUUCCUGCAGCUGUGGAAGCUGAGGAGGGUGAAGCUGCCAGUGACUGUCUUCCAAAGUCAAUAAACGCUUUGGGUGGCUCACCUGCCCUUCAAAGGCCAAAGCCAAAACUACCACCCAAGGUUUUCAAGACUUAUUCAGAUAACCAUUUCUAUUUAGGCUGCCCUCCCAUGCCAAAAAUGUCUAAAUCAGUCACAUUCUAAUAGAACUGAGAAAGAGGAGAUUAAGGUUACACGGUGUUUGUUCAUGAGAGAUUGGAACAAAAACGUGCAGCCUAAUGCAAGACCAGGGAAGCAAUUACAUUGCCACUCAUGCUGUGUCCAAGAAUUCAGGAUGACACUUAGAAUUCAGGCCGGUCUUCAGGAGACCUUGCCUGUGAAUGGAUUCUUUAAAAAUGUGGGGGGUCUCCUCUUCAGACAGCUCCCAAAGUGCUUUUGAAUCUUGCUUUUCAUAUCUCCUCCCUCACAAUUGGGUAGAUAUCUAACAGAUUUAACCUGGCAAAAUCAUUUGUACUGUUCCAAACCCUUAUAGACAAAAAAUUAAGACCAUUAGAACAAGUGAGAUGGAAGGAGUGUUUGAGGAAGUAGGAGACUACUCAAUUACGGAUUUGGGCCAGUAGUAGCACAUUUUUCCAUAGCAAUAGUGUUGUUGUUUUUCUGUUUCAGCCAAUAUAGUUCUGUAAAUGAGGCUAUGGAUGCUUCAUGCCAGGGAAAUUAGCUUUCACAGCAUCUAUGCAAUAUCCAGCACACAUUGCUUGUGUGUGUGUUCUUGUGCAGUAAAAACAGGCAAUUCAGCAAGCCUGGUCUUAGUUCUUUAGCUCCCUCACUCGUUUGCAAUGGUGAGGUUUCUCAAAGAUUAGUAAAAUAUCCCAUGCAGAGGAAUGAUUUUUCAUUCAGUUGAGCUACAUAAUGUGCUACAUAGAAAGCAAGGGUCAUUGCUGAGGGAAGCCAAGUUGAUCUAGAUUGCAUGCCAGUCACCAGCAUUGUGCCAAUGUGCUGAAUCCCUAACAGCUUUGUGUGUUGGAAGGAUGGCAGUAGCAGACAGAAAAAGAGGUGUAGCAAGGUCUCUACAUUCAGCAGGGUUUGCUUUUUGUCUGCAGAUUCUGGAAGUGAGCUGGCUCACAACUCUGCAAGUGAGUAAAAGGAAGCGAUAGUGAGAGGCUGUGCACUUCAGCAGGAACUAGAAGUGCCUGGGCUGGUAUUUGGCUGUAGCUGGUAAACCACGUGAGUACCAUGGGAUCAACACUAAAUGAUCACCAUGCCCAGUUUCAGUUGUUGGAAAGCAUCUUGAGCCCAAUCCUUUGUAUGUUAACUUGCAAAGUUUACUCAAACAUGUCCCACCAAGUGUACAUAGCAUUGCUUUCCUAGAGCCUUGAUGCCACCAUUCUUUGCAUUUUGCUGACCGCGCACAAAUCGCGCAGUGGCCAAGGCAGAAAGCAUAAGUUUACAAGCUAGUCUUUCCUAAGCACUUAAGAGGUGCUUUAAAAAUGCAGGUAUUACCAAAAACUUAGCUUUAAAAAGGAAAUUACUCAAGGCCUGGUUCUUCAGAUAGAAGUUUGUUGUUAUUGGAGCUUCUCAACUGCUGCUUGGCAUGAAAAAAAUGCUCAAUCUUUUCUCCAGUCCUCAAGGUUGAAUUGCUAUAGUAAAAGUUAUGCAGGGGCUGUUAUGAAUCUGUGUUUGCAUCCACACGUUUUAAUGGAUUGUCCAGUUUCUCUCUAGAAUUGAGAGAGUUAAAACUGAAAUGGAGCCCCAUAGCAGGCAAUUUGAGCUUCCCUUUAUCAUGCACAGGGAGAGACUACCUGAGCAUAGAACAGAGAGCCAGGAACCCCUUUUCUGAACUCACUUCAGCUUCCUUUAUAGCGUUAGGGAAGCUUGCAUAAUAUCUUGCCUGCCCACUCCUAUCAUGCUUAAUCCUUAUCUCACAGGGUUGUUUUGAGGAUUAAUGAGUAGUUAAUAAUUGCAGUGCUCAUGGAGGAGGAGAAAGAGUAAAGUCAUUGCUAAAUGGGGGUGGUCAGAAACCCCUCACAAGGAAGGACAAAGCUCAUACUUGAGUGGCGUUUUAUGUGUUACAUCCUUAUCUGUUGCACCAUUGCUGAAAAAUCAACCAUCUCUGUGUAUAUCAACCCUUCCAGGAUAGGAUUUUAAGGCUAAAGAUUAACAGCCUUUGUUUUGCUCAUUGGCUUCUAGAGCACAUUGAAACAAGCAGAAGUUUUCCUCAAAGUGCGCACAGCUCCUGUUUGUUUUAUUUGGAGUUAAACUUAAUAGGGACAAGAUGGGGUCCUGUUCAGCCAAGCUGCCUCAUUCAUUCUGCCAGCCUGACUUUUCUGUCCUGUAUCUCUCUGUACUUGUAUCUCCUUUAUUUGUCUAACAAGAUGGGAUCAGGCACUCAAGAGUGAUUAAGGUAAUCCUAUAAUACAUUCUUUUCAAAGAUACUUGUCUAGGGAUUUUUCACAGCUGGCAAAUGCACAUCCUAGUAACGCCUACUACCCCACAGAAAGGACAGCUAAUGGACAAUAUAUGCUCUGAUCAGUUGAAGCAGGUGAGCUGUGGAGUUAGCUUAAAACAGAAAGAAAGCAAGGUCAGGCCCCUGAUAAGCUCCUAGAGCAUUGCACAUCAUAAACUAGGGGUGGCCCUAAUUAAAAUUUAAGAUUUUUUUUUAAAAUUAAUGCCUGUAUUCUUUCUAGUGUCACAUUGUUCCUUAUACAAAUCCAGACAAUGCCUGGCUUUAAAAUGUCUGUUUUCUGGAGUUCAUGGUAUUGCUAACUUGGAGAAAAAUCUGUUACACUUAUGAGGAAGGAUAUGGUUCAGAAAUAGAUCAGUGUGAUGGGAAGCUGCAGUGCCUAUCUAUGUGCAAAUAGUUUAAUUCAGGCAGCAGAACCAACUUGGCUUGUUCUUUUGUGUUCCUGCUCAUCUCUGCGCACAUAACUACUGCAGACUUCCAAAGAACUGCACAGGAACAACAAGGGGUGCAUCAGAACAAAAUGAAUUGCAAAAGCGCAGGCUCUGGACCAAAUAUAAUCUGAGAACGAGUCAUUCUCCCCCAGUCCAUAUGUUUGCCUUUUGGAUUCUCAUUCCUGUCAGUAAACGUAUUUCAUGUCAGUGGACAAUAAGAAGGCAGCUCUGCAUGUUGGAGCGUUUCCCUUUCUCUUGGUCUAAACUGGAGCAUUCUUGUCUCUCCCGACCUCUAUACAGUCUCUUUGGUCACAAACUGGUGACGUUAAAGUAGGUGCUGCUUUUAAGGGCUUUCGUAUGGCUCUUUGGUUGCCUUUUCCUCCCCAAGUGCUGUACUCCCUCAAGUCCUCCCACAGAAAUAAUAAUAUGCAAAAGGGGACCAAAAAAACCACUGUCCCUAUUCGCAUGUAAUGGUGGCAAAUCAUGGGUUAAUUAACCCACAGCACGUGCCCGGUGCAUGCUGCCACCAUUCUAAAUAUGCAAUUGUCAAUUGGCCCAAUCAGAGGUUGCUCUAUGACAUCUGAACCUGGACACUAUGACAGGCAUCCUCUGCAGAACGGGAAGAGCACAGAGGCAAUCGUCGCCUCUGCAGUUCUCCCAUUCUGCAUUUUUGCUAGAUGGAUGUUUUGGCCCAUCUAGCUAGGGUUCUGCAGAGCGAGAGGGAAGGAGGCUGGGGAUAACUUGCAGCUCUGCCUCCCUAGUCCCCCUCUGGCAGAACUGCCCCCUUUCCCUCCUCUCCAGGAUCACUUUUGCAAGGGAGAGGGGAGCUCAAAUCCAGGGAUCCAAACUAUUCUAUGGGGUAUAGGAUUGCUCUCUUAAGCUAAUUAACUCACAAUUUGCCACUGUUAUGUGUGAACUGGGUCACUGGAGAGGAGGAGGCAUCUGUGGUGCUGCCCCUUCCUUUCUGUUUUUGGGAUUUUUUAAAAAAUGUAACCUCCAGUACAGAUGUAAGGGAACAUUGCAACAGUGUCGAAAAUUGAGAUGAUGUUUAAAAAAACAAAAAAAUCUCUUGCACCACCAUCCUGCAUCUAACAAUAUGUAUCCACAACAUUAACUCCCACAUUUCACACUAUUACCUUAAUUCUGAUUUAUUGCAUCAUCAGCUGACCAGAAUCACAUUUUCCCAGCAACAAAAUAUUCAUAGUUGAAUGCUCAGAAAAUGUGAUGUCCCUGCAUCAGAAGUUCUACUACUUUGAGGGAAAAUAUUAACCUCCAGAACAAAAGGAAUUAACAGUGUAUGCAUUGCUCACUAAAUUCAUCAUGCAAGGCUGUAAGGCAGGGGUGUGCACCUUAUAGCCCUCCAGAUGUUUUGGCCUACAAAUCUCGUCAAGCCCUUGCCAUUGGUCAUUCUUGCUCUGAGGCUCUCAACUUUUCCUUUGAUGGAAUAUUUGCUAGAAUAUAACUUUGAGCUGAUGCCAAGGGAGCUCUUAAACAACAGUUUUUGGCUGGGUUUGCUGUGGCAUUUUGGUCCAUGGAAGAUUUGUCUCCGCAUGCAAUCAAAAGAUGCAGGAUUCUUUGGUCAUCUAGUCUCCUUGAAACACAACAAGAUCUUGAAAGUUUCUGUCAUUUCAUCAACCUGCAUUUAAAAAAAAGAAAAAGAAAAGUGAAUCCCAAGCGAGAAACAGCCUUGGCGUCUUUCUCAAGGCAUGACACUUGCUCUGUAAUGUUAAUUAAGCCAAUAACCUGAGCAACCCAGAGUUCACCACGCAAAAGCUCUCAAUAGAGAGUUUCAAGAGAUUUGAAUGAUGGGUAAGGUUGACUGGGGAAACCUCUAAUUGGCUCCAUGGUCCUAUCCAAAGUAAGGCAGAUGCCAUCUAGAGGACAAGACAGGAUUUCCACCCAUUUGUUCGUGCAUUAGGGGUGCCACUGUCUUAUUUACAUUAGGAAUGCAAAAUGUAGUUUUACAUAGAGGCUUUAGCUACACUGCAUAGCGUACUACGAAAAGGCUUUCAGAUAAUAAUAGUUGUGCAGGUGCUAGUAAAACCUGAAUGAACUAGAUAGUAACUAGUAUUAGAUGUCUUUAAAAUGUAGCAUUUUCCUAGCAAUAUAGCCGCCAAAGUAAAAAUUUAAAACUGGUGUUAAGCCUUCCCAGUAUAGUCUCUGUGCCAGAGGAUGGUUAUAGUUCAUAGGUGCAGCAUUCUCCAACAUGCACAAUGUUCUCGUAUUAAAACCUGGAUGGAAGCAAAUUCAAACAGUUUCUGAAUCAUCAGUGCUUUUCCUGCAUUAUCUCCGCACUUAUUGUCUAAAUCCUGCUUCAUCUGGGGAAUUUGUGGUCAAGCCCAUGCAAACAUCCAGACCCCCUUCUCCACCUGUGACCUGUUCCAACGCUGCUAUUGCAAAUGGAAGAUGGGGAUACGGGCAGAGUACUUUCUCUCCUAUGAUGUCCUACUCCCUCCCACACAUACCCUUUAAUUCAACCAGCAUAUUCCAUGGAGAUUGUACUGGCACCAAAUCAAAAGUCCAGCGUCCACUUUAGAAUAAUGAAUUCUAAAGUGGACUGGAGUACUAAAGAAUUCAGUUGAGAUGCCUGGAGAAUGAAAAGAGGAUUAGGCCGUGCCAGAGAGUAAAAUAGCCUCUGAGUAGGAUGCAAGCGGAAACCAGUACAGCAUGACUUAUGUGGAAAGGGUGUUCUCUCUUAAGUAGAGGCGGUGAUGUUUCAUCACUGCACCUUUAUUAAGUUGUGUCCCGCUUCCUGGGUUUUCUCAUCUGGAGAUGAUCUGUCAAGAGUUAGAAGAGGAGCAACUUUUGCUUAGUAUUCUGGCAGUUUUUGAGAUGUUAUUUGAUUUACAUAGUACCCUUGUACAAACUAGAUUGCCAUAUGCAGGAAGCUACUUGGAUUUCAGCUUUGUCUAGCUUAGGCUCUGUGUUACAUGAAAUUUCAAGAGGUAAAUACUUUCCACUUUUGGACAGCAAAGUGUUUACCCACUUCCAAUUGAGACAUAAUGAGCUCUACAGCGGUUGGUGGUGUAUUUGUUUUGUUCUGAUGCUAUUCUUUCCCUUUCGGGAUUCACCACCCUUUGGUCUAUGAGCAGACUCCAAUAUCUGCCUUGAACUAUGCUUGAGCUUGGUGAAGAACAACUUGACCUGCCCUUCAGCAAAUAAUAUUGAGUGGCACCUACAGAACAUUCCUACGUAGGGGAAACAGAGCCAGUAUUAUUUCAGGAACUCAGGAAAAUGACUCCCCCACUGGAUCCCCAAAUGGGGUGUGUGUAGCCGAGAUGUAUUUCGUUUUAAGGUCCAGUGUUAACUAGGAGUUGGAUCAGAUCCAACCCUCUGAGCAACGACAGUGCAGUCUCUGGCAGGAAUUCAGCACGGGGGGUUCUGGAAACUUUCCCAUUGUUGAAACUUGUAGACUCUGCAAUUCAGUACAUUGGUCUUUUUUGUGCACUUUGAUAGCUCUGCUGCCAUUGUCCUUUUUUAAUUUUAUAUUUUAAUGCUAUUCUUGUUUACACUUUCAAGAGCUUAUUCUGUAACUAUGUAUUGUAUUAUUGCUUUCAUACAUUUUUAUGUACAUGCUUGGGGUGGGUGGGUAAAGGGGUACAGAGAGCAGAACAAAAACCAUUCAUUUUUUAAAUUAUCCAAACGGAUUGUACAUAGUGUUUAAAUGCUGUGUUUUACAUGGUUGUAAUAACAGUUAAAAUUUAGCACAAACUGCUGCAACUGGAGUACAUAUUUGACAUAUGGAAA
Molecule: messenger RNA, 9678 nt
Organism: Elgaria multicarinata webbii
Lineage: Eukaryota; Metazoa; Chordata; Lepidosauria; Squamata; Anguidae
Product: USP6 N-terminal-like protein
Exons: 15
Coding region: 511-3243 (910 amino acids)
Source: RefSeq, a predicted model, not a curated record